Yamadazyma jaroonii is the source of this 1227-nucleotide messenger RNA. NCBI's taxonomy places the organism in Eukaryota, Fungi, Ascomycota, Pichiomycetes, Serinales, Debaryomycetaceae. The record is from the annotation of a GenBank genome assembly.
AUGAAUUGGAAAUAUGUUGCCUGGUCUGCCACGAUAGCUCUGAGUGUUUUUGAUAUGUAUGUUAAAUAUAGACAAUGGAGGUUGUUGAACAAGGAGAGAAUAUUAGAACAUGAUGAUAAUCGAAUCAGAUCACAAGCAUUCCAAAAAAACAACAUGGUGUUGGGUAUUGUCCAAAAAUCUACUGAAUUACUAAUUAAUUCUUUGCUUAUUUGCUUCAAUCUUCAUCAUAAAAUCUGGACAGCAACCAGCUCAACAAACAACAGGUUACUUCGCCAGUUGAUGUUCUUGGGUAUUACCGAAUUGAUAAGAGCUUUGGUGCAAAGUUCAUUUGAGUUUUACAGAAAAUUUGUCAUUGAACAGGCUUCGGGGGUAAACAAAUUGACCAGAACGAAAUUCAUCGUUGAACAAGUAUUGUCGGUGAGUUUCCUGACAUUGUUUUCUUUGCUUGUGUAUGCUGGUUUGAUCAGUAUAAUUGAAAGGUUUGGAGAUACUUUCCCGAUGGUUGGGUCUUUUUUUUUCAUGCUGGCAAUUGUAUUUUUCAUGUCUAUUCUGCCCAACAUCUUUUGGCCCAUGUUUUAUAAAUUUUCUCCUGUGCCUGAAGGAGGACUAAGAAAUGCUCUUCAACACUUAUUAGAACCUCGAGGAUUUCCCACAGAACAAGUGUUCAUGGUAAAUGAAUCAGAUAAAACAACCCAUUCUGGGGCAGUGAUAGUCGGUUUUUCCUGGAACAAAAGCAUUGUCGUGUAUGAUUCUUUAGUGCAUAAAUGUUCAACUAAAGAGGUUUUAGCUGUCAUUUGUCAUGAGGUUGGACAUUGGGAGAGAUCCCAUUUACCCAAGCAACUUCUCAAUCAAGGUGCUCAAAUAUUCAUCGACUUCCAAUUAUUCGUAUAUCUAUAUCAAAGUCCCCAAUUCUAUAGUGCCUUCGGUUUCAGUGAUAUGCCUAUUGCAUUUGGUCUUGUGGCAUUUUCAAUUCUUACAGAGCCGAUUCAAAUCGUAUUUAACAUCCAAAAGAAUUAUGUAUCAAGAAUUUGUGAAAGGCAGGCAGAUAUAUUUGCCGCCACCUUAGGUUUCAAAGAUGAACUAAAAAGUGCUUUGUUCAAAGUCAAAAGGGACACUCUUCGUUUGGUUAAUACUGAUUGGCUUUAUAAUUUAUAUCUGGAAACACACCCAACUUUACAAGAAAGACAAGCAAAUUUAGACUCUUUCUCCGCUGUUGAAGUCCAUUGA